CAGCAAGACAGGACAAGGCGAAGAGAUAAAGCGAGAUAGUCAAAGCGAACGACACGAACAAACGAAACUCGAUUCGACUUGGAAGAAACGAUGUCCGAAGGUCUCACCCGCCGACGAGGCGCCCAACCGACCCCUUCCGGCAGUUCCACCCCGCCUGCCAACUCUUCCCAGCCAACCACCCCCAACCCAGGCUCUUCAUCCCAUAACAACCCGCGUGGGUCCCUCUCCUUACCAGGUAAUCCUUCAGCGGGUUCAUCUUCGACAAGCGGAGGGGUGGAAGGACGGUCCAAGAUCGCCUUUGACCCCAGGGAUUAUGAGAACGGGUCGAUGGGUGGGGAGAGGGAGAGGAUGCCGAGGUUGACGGUUAUGGAGGAGGUGUUGUUGUUGGGGUUGAAGGACAAGCAGGGCUACCUAUCCUUCUGGAACGACAACAUCUCGUACGCCCUGCGCGGAUGUAUCAUCCUCGAACUCGCCCUCCGUCGCCGAAUAGCCGUCGUCAAGGACCCUUCCCGUAAACGCUUGCCCCUGCCAGACAGGCUGAUCGAGGUCAUCGAUGAGAGACAGACGGGGGAGACGAUCUUGGACGAGGCGUUGAAGAUGAUGAAGACGAGCGAAAAGUAUGGGACGGGCGCUUGGAUCGAUUUGAUGAGCGGCGAGACGUGGAACGUGAUGAAGAUCGGCUACCAGCUCAAACAGGUCCGAGAACGACUCGCCAAGGGUCUCGUCGACAAGGGCGUCCUACGGACCGAGAAGCGCAACUUUUUGCUGUUCGACAUGGCCACCCACCCGAUCGCCGACCUGAACGCCAAGGAGGACGUCCUCCGUCGGACCUUGGCGCUGUUGACGGCGAGGACGACGGCGAUCCCGCCCGCAGCGUUGCACAAGGAGAACGUCCAGUACAGGUGCAUGAGGGCCGUCGCGCUCGUCUCGGCCGCGUACGCUGCCAAUGUCCUUGAGAACGCCUUGCAGAGGUUGAACUAUGACGCGCGGGAAGCGGCGUUUGCGAGGUGCGACGACAUUUUGGCCGAGUUCUCCCAGUGGCCGUUUGGAGCUGGGACCUCGUCCUCGUCCGGACCCGUCAACAUCGGUGGGGGGCCGAGCAAGAAGGACGGGAUCUUGACCAGUCUCGCCGGGGGGUCCGGUGGGCAGGGAAGGGAGAGCGUGGCAGAGCUCGUCAGGGAGGUCAGGAAGGAGAUGCAACCCGGUGCAGGCGAGGACGGCGAGGACCUGUGUUUCGAGGUCGUCGCGACCGUCAUGAACGUCAUGUCCAACAUGGACGCGUUGUAAGGAGGUCGGCCAUGGGGAUUCAAGGUGGGUUGCGGACAAGGUCGGGGAGGUGGAUUUCGGGUUGGGAUCCGGCGCUGAUAUUCAGGUGUCGUCUACAGCGGACUUUCGUCUCGC
Molecule: messenger RNA, 1401 nt
Organism: Filobasidium floriforme
Lineage: Eukaryota; Fungi; Basidiomycota; Tremellomycetes; Filobasidiales; Filobasidiaceae
Product: protein-vacuolar targeting-related protein
Exons: 3
Coding region: 91-1287 (398 amino acids)
Biological process (GO): Golgi to plasma membrane protein transport; Golgi organization; retrograde vesicle-mediated transport, Golgi to endoplasmic reticulum
Cellular component (GO): Golgi cisterna; trans-Golgi network; cytosol
Molecular function (GO): phosphatidylinositol-4-phosphate binding
Source: RefSeq, a predicted model, not a curated record